AUGGCUGGAGCUCUGCAACCAGAAGACUCGCGAGAUCGUGCCGUCUCUUCUGAGCCCUGCUCGACCCGCCCCAAUCCCUUCGACGACAGCGAUAUCUCGUCACGGAAACGUCGCCGUACCUCUCUCAACAGUGUUUCCCGAAGCCGGUCGGUAGAUACGAUAAUAUCGUCUCCGCCCUCGCCUGCUGCCGGUGAGGUCCCGGCAGCUGCUUUGAAGAGUGACUCGGCCAUGAAGGUCGACUCUGACCCUACCAUUUCCACAAUACCUACCACCCCCGAGCAGAAGCCCCUCGACCUCGAUGCCGAGCCUCCUUCAGCAUUGACAUCUAGGCACGUCACAAUCAACGUGAGGACUCCUUCGCGUCUACCCGGAGCUUCUCCAGACUCCCCGUUAUCACCAUCCUUCAGGGCAGCCACCCCUGCCUCGCCCACCAAUGUCGUCAAGCUGAGCAUUGAGGAUUCGGAGCUUGACAUGGCCCAGGAGGAUGCUGCGCAGGAUACCCCGGUGUCGUCGGCGUCGGGACACAGCAGUCCGCCAGUUGAGGUGAUAGCGAUACCACCAGAUGAGGACGAUGAUUUUGAGGAUGGUGGGUCUAUCGCCAUUCUGGAUGGAAACGAGCAAGACCCCAUCGGCUUCGAUUCAUACCAAGAUCCCACUUUGAAUUUCCCUUGUCGCGAAGACCAUGAUUCGUGGCUGGAUGCGGUGACCAAAGCCACGAACUACUUUGCAAACCCCCAAAAGCUCCAGGAGUUCAUUGAAGACUAUUUGGUCUUUGCAGAGAACUCCUCGCACAAGAGAUUUGUGAUAUCGUUCCUUCAACAUCUGGAUCUGUGGCUGAACUUGCCUGACAUUGUCUGCGUCAUGGUAGGCCGUGUUUACCCGCCGCAAAAGGAAUUUCGAGCCGAAAUCUUUCAGUUCUACAAGUGGUUCGCCAAGUUGACCGCCUUCUUCGUCAAGAAGGAUGCUUAUGACUUCGAGAAGAUCGUGGCGGACGAGCAAGGAAUUCGGCUCCGUGAGCCCAUCACGCCAGCCUAUGUAUCCGCCCUUGCAGCACUGGUACGGAAAAGAGGACAAGAGAAUUAUCAGCGCGCCGAGGACGAGUUUUACACCGAACUGCAGCAGGUCAUUGGCUGCUUCCAGAGCUACAACACAACACCGGGCGGCACUCUCACCCAUGUGUUGAACCUGGCCAAGGCGGAGGUAGAGCUCAUCCCCCAAUACCCGAAGCUUGCGGAUCAUGUCACCAAUCUGAGCUCGCUCGCCACGGCCGUCCUGGGCCGCUGUUUCUUCGUGCACAGUCACGAUAGCCCGCAGGCGGCUCAGCGUGCCAGAGCCCUCAUUGCUCGCGGCUACCACUUCUUUCUUCACAUGUCAACAUCUCUGUCCACCUUUGUGGACAAGGGACCGAAUCACUUCUCGCCCGAAAAUGCUGCCACUCUCCUCGCGGCUCUCACAGAAAUCUACCAGAUUGCUCUUCACGUCGACGAUGUUGUUCCUCACGAGAUCAUUGCCAAUUUCCGACGAACACACCCGAUGCUUGCCACCUCGCACCUGCCUGAAGCCAUAGCGCACCUCUGGAAGUUCAAUAUCUUUGUCAGGCUUAUCAAAUCCGGCCAAAUGCAACUCCGCGUCAUGGCUGCCCAUCACAUGUGCAACGACUUGAUCGGCAUGUACAAGAAAUAUCACGAGCAAGGAGAGACGCCAAACAUGACAACGAUGCGUUUUUACGGGGAGUACCUCCUUCAAACUGGCUUGGUUAAGUACCUUCUAGGGCCGACAUGCCACCCAGAGAUUGCAGCCGAAAGUCAUAACAUCAUCGGCUUCCUCGUGGUAUCACGCACUUACAGCAACGAGCAUACGGACACCUGGUGGCACACUGUCACGACCACACAAGACACCCGGAUAUCAGAUGCCUUGAUUCUCAUGUGUACUCGGUACACGCACCUGUUACCGUACGACGUGCUGCUACAUCUCUGCGAGAAGCUCAACACGGUCCCUGCCGAUUCCUUUACAGAACCGAUGCGGCUGCUGUUGCUGGGUAUUCUUCAGCAGCUCAUGGAGAAGACCCGCGAGCACCGCACGAUUCCAGACCCACCUCCCUACGAGCUGUGUACGCGACUAAUCAAGGAAUCAUCCUGUUUUGGCCCACACUCGCCAGUGGCUCAUCCCCUCCUGCAGGAGGCUGCUAUAAAGAAGUUUCGUGAGCUUUUAACACACGGACACGGCCCCACGAUCGAUAUUCGGCGGGCCAUCGUCAUGGACUGCUUGAAUGAUAUUGCCCAUCCAACCUGGUCAGCCAUCGGAAGCUUAUGGGUACUACAUCUUAUGGCACGGAAUCAAAUUCAACAAAAUUUCAUAUUGCUGGCCCAGGAGAAUGACCUUCCGAGGCUCUUGGUGGAGGAGCUUGAAGCUGCUAUUCCGGCAGCUCAUGCCGCAGGAUUCCCCGCCGUCCUCAGUGGAGCCCACAACCUGCCGCGGAGAGAGCUUCUUGGAGCCCUCAUUAGGCACAAGAACGGACUCGUAACGAAGGAACUGGGACUCAAGCUAUGGCAGCUCCUGGUGGGGCCUGGAGCAUCCUGUCAACAAGACAGGGAUGCCGCAUGGGAGCUUCUCUUGAGUGCAUCGGAGCAGACUCAAAUUGAGAAUCGGUUCACGUCAACCUGCUUCACCGAUUAUCUUCCGACCCUGGAGCCCGAGUUCUUUUGCCAGGGCACUCUCGACUUCGUCCGUGCCAAAGUGUUGCCUCUGGUCAAUGACCCCGGGAGCAUUGUGCUCGAUGAUGAAGAGAGUGUUGAUCAUGCGGGAAUCGAACUUUUGUGGCACAUAGUUCUGACCGCGUUACCCAACAGCACCGUCGCCAAACAUGCAAUCCGCACACUUGUUCGGGAUGUCUACAUCGAGAGCAAGUCCAUCCUAACAUUUUCUUAUUACCGUGCCAGGAAGGUGCACCUGGGCCUUGUCCGGCGGUGUCUGCGGCAGCUGUCAGGGGCUGCCUCAAGACUCAAGUCAUUUGCAGAGAGCAGCAUCGCUAGUGAUGAUGCCGAUGCUAUGGAUGUCGUGCCCUCGUAUCAGGAGGUGCAGGAGCAAGACCUGAUUUUUGUGCGUUCCCUGAGCGUUCUGCGAGAGUUUCAUCGGCUUCAUCAGGAAAAGCCUGCCUUCUGUGCCCCGGAUUUGCAAUCUCUGAUUCUAGACCCGCCGCGAGACGUGGAGGGCGAGUCGGCCGAGCUCAAGUACCAGUCAUUCGACGAAACCACCCAGACUCCCGUUCAGCCACUUAGCAUUGGCAAGCUCAACACGACAGCGUCCCUUCUGGCUAGUAUCCGCCAAGUAACAGGGUUCAACAAUUACAGAAUGUACUACCGCGGAGCUCCCUUUGUACCCACAGAAGACCAGAUCUGCAAGUCUCUCGAAGAUCUCCAGAUUCACAACGGCCUCAUCCUGGUCAAGAAGGAUUCCGAGACAGUUGUGUCGGCAAGAGCCCGACCAGGUGCAUCUGCGGUAGAUGUCGAAAUCCUCGGGCACUUUGAAGAGCUUUGGGGAUACUUGUCUCUGGAGGAGAAGUUGGCUCGUGAGGCCAUCGACACGCCUUCGCUUUCUUAUCAAGAUCUGUUCCCCGUGGGCCAAUCCUUCAAGUCGCUCUAUGCCGUGUACGCACUUCGAGAGUACCUGUCUGACCGUUGUAAACGUCUGAACGUGGCGAAAUUCGAUGCAGGUUGCGAGAAUACGCACGAGUCACUUCGCAUGUAUGCAGACUCACUGACCCGGGUCAUGUCGCUGGUUGUUCCCGCAAUCUCACAUGAUGUGGCAUCCCAGUGCCCGAGCCACGAGCUGCGGACCGAGUUGGAAACGGCUCUUUUGGACAUGUUUGUGUCUCUUUCAACCGAACCGGAGCUACCAGAGGAAGCAUCUCAGUACCUCGACGAGGCCUUGCUAUCACGACUCUUGACAAAUCUGGCCGCUGCGGUCUCGGGGUGUCCGCCCGCUCAUGUGAGGAGAUGCUUCCAGAGCAUUCUUGAGGCUUGUUGUUUGAGCGAAGCCUUUAUGGCUGCGUUCUGCGCCAAACCAGAAGUUCCCCCUCUGAUCGAGAGAAUGUUACUUCAUGAACCUUGCUCGCCGGUCAGCAAGAAAACUGCCGCGCUCAUCCGACAAAAGUGUGGGAUGGAGGACUCAUUCGAGGGUCAUCCUGCCCGCACCAGAGCUACGGCUUUCAGGAAGCUGUUCUGGCCACUGGUAUGCGGGCUUGUAGAACCUGCAGUCAGGAAUCGGUCAAUUGAGGUGCUCAACUUAUGUCUGGACCUCUUCAGAGCAGUGAGGAGCGCACAGCCAGAGCUCCUCGAGGUUGGAAAGCUGUCGCGUCAGUGGUUUGACCUGUUGGCCGCAUAUGACACCACCGAGGAUGUGACCAAGCCCCACGUCACCGAUCAGGUGGCCAGUCUUCUUGUUCGGCUGGUGGACGCCCUGAUCAACAGCUACACGGGCGCGCAGCGAAGGGAACUCCUCCCAGCAGAGCCGGAGAUGGGGCUGGAUCUAUUUUGGAAACACCUCUUCAAUUCUAUGGACGAGAUACGAGACUAUGUGUCUGGACCGCCGAUUCUUACACCCCACACCCGAGCCAACCUGAUGAGCAUCAUAUUAGCAACACUUGAUGCCCAUCCGGGCGAUCUGCAAGGGAUUCUCGAUGCCAUGCAUGAUUUGGUUCUUCUUCAUCCCCGUAGCGAUGAAGACUUAUAUCACUACGAAUUACCCCAGCAGUUCGAGAGGGAAAAGGCUAUACGGGCACCUUGUGGUUACCAGGGCCUCCGAAAUCUCUCAAACACCUGCUAUUUCAAUUCGUUGUUUACACAGCUGUUCAUGAACCACGAAUUUCGAAGAUUUAUGCUGGGCGCUAAAGUUAGGGAUCCUCGCUAUGCACAGGCUCUUCUUGUCCAGACGCAGAAAGUCUUUGCGCAAAUGCAGGACAGCAUCGCGCGCUCCUGCAACCCCGAGGAGUGCGUGGCCAGCAUCAAGACAUAUGAGGAUAGUCAGAUUGAUGUUGGCGUUCAAAUGGAUGUGGACGAGUUCUACAACCUGUUGUUUGAUCGCUGGGAAGGACAGUUCUCUACACCAGAGGACAAGACCCGGUUCCGCUCGUUUUACGGUGGCCAACUUGUGCAGCAAGUCCGGUCUACAGAGUGUCCCCACAUCUCUGAACGACUGGAACCCUUUUCGGCAAUCCAAUGCGACGUCAAAGGCAACAACUCUUUGGCUAAGAGCCUGGAGGCCUAUGUCAAGGGUGAGGUCAUGGAAGGAGACAACAAGUACAAGUGCUCAACCUGUGACCGUCAUGUCAACGCCGUAAAGAGGGCCUGCCUAAAAGACAUACCAGACAGCCUCAUCUUCCACUUGAAGCGCUUUGACUUCAACCUGCGCUCCAUGCAACGAAACAAGAUCAAUCAGCACUUUGAGUUUCCGGACAAGAUCGAUAUGAGACCCUACACGAUUGAUCACCUCAGCAACCCCUCGGCCGAGGGUGAGGGAUUCGAGGACGUCUUCGAGCUCGUGGGUGUCUUGGUUCAUUCUGGAACAGCAGAAUCGGGCCACUACUACUCGUAUACUCGCGAGCGCCCAAGCAGCAGCGAGCAGCCGACUUGGAUCGAAUUCAACGACGAUGUAGUGACGGCCUGGAACCCAGCGAACUUGGAACAUGCCUGUUUCGGGGGUCCGGAUUACUCGGUACAGUAUCAGUCCAACGGCGUUCAGUACGACAAGCAAUACAGCGCUUACAUGCUGUUCUACGAGCGAGCAUCAUCUCUGGCAGCAAGUCAGCAAAAGUACCUUCAGCAAGCCAAGCUUUCGGUGCCACUUCGCGUGCCGGUGCCAGACCGCUUGGAGGGGUCCAUCCAUGAGCAAAACACGUUAUUGCUCCGGAGGCAUUGCUUGUUUGACCCAUACCAAAUCCAGUUUGUGAUCUCGGCUCUGAUACGCCUCAGGACGAUCCAGCCGCUGUGUAGCGAUGGCCAUAGCCUGGAGACCACGGCUCUGUGGAUGGCGAUUGGGCACUUGGAUCAGGUUGCGUCCCGCGUCAAGGACACUCCUCACUUCUCUGAACUUGCUGCCCGCAUUCAAAACCUGGUUCAGAGCUGCGGGUGCUGCUCUCACCUUCUCAUCAAGUACUUUGACGAGACUCCGGAGACUUUUAGGGUGAUGCUCCAGAGAAAUGUCGAUCCUGAUGUUCGCCAAGGCGUUGGCAACCUAGUGCUCCGAACCAUUCAGACUGUCAAGGAGCAAAUCCCUUCGUUCUAUUAUGGGCCAGGAACAGAGGUUGGCGAAGAUGACGCAUCCGACGAGGGCGGAUCUACGGACAUUGAGACAAUCCUGACGUUGAUCAACCAGCUCUGGCUUCACUUCCACACCAACCUUCGAUCAUGGCCUGAAGUGUUCGGUUUCAUGCUGGCUUUCGUGCAGCUUGGUCCUAAAGAACUCGCGGGCUUCGUUGGACACGGCCACCUCGAGUCACUACUGUGGAUUAUAGCAGCCGAUCCUGGCCUCGGCGACUUGCCACCACAGAUUUACAGGAUGGCCGGGGCAGUCUCUCGGAGACAACAGACUCGAACGCCGUCCUACGAAGCCAUCCUCGCUCUGCUGGACUACGUGCUCGCACGAGUGCCGAUAACGGAGCCCCACGAUAGGACCCGUUAUGCUCGUCAACAAGCUGACUCGGGCUCGACGCUCACCAUGACCAACGCGGAAGCCAAAGUCCUGUGGAUGGAGUGGCCCAAGUACGGGUGCAAUAUCUUUGUGGAUCGACUUAUCCUGAUUGGACAGAACGAAAAGGCCACCCACUCGAUUCUCACAAAUCUGAUGAAGCAGAGUCUGCAGAUGGAGGAAGCAAUCUAUAGGACGUUGCGUCAGGGGAUCAGUGGCAGCACUUCGCAUGGCACACUAUCCGCACCCUAUCUCAAGGUGGCUGGUCAGAUCUUUCUUCGUUACGCCAGCGGAUUCGGGAUGGUCAACGACUUGAUCCGCCAUGUGACCCAGGAAUGUAAAAGCCUACAGACUGCAGAGGGCAAGGCGUUUUUGGAUUUCCAGCGGAUAGCAUUUGAUGGUCCGAGAGAGUGUUCGGGAGAGAACGAGGAAGAUAUCCAUCUGAUCGGUCUUGAGAACUUGGUGGAAUGGGCCCCCAGCUUGCUUGGCUAUUAUGAACCGGCUGUCGGGGCAGAAGUCGAGCAGUUCUUGCAAGAGAGGCUUUUCACUCACCGCACCUAUACUGUGCAAGCCGAGAACAUCAUAUCCGAGGAGGAUUCGGACGAAGAUGAGGGCAUGGGUAUGGCUGAAAGGAUGAACCAGACUGCCAGGGCACUUGGUCUGCAGUGUCUCUACUACCUACGCGACAACUAUGUUAUCCGAAAUGCCGAUGUCUCCCAGCAUGUUGUCGCAAGCUUACAGCGAGUGAUCACCAAGUGCAGGAAGUACUUCGACCUCGAAAACCCGGCUGAAGACAAGCAGGGCCAAGAGUUCACCGAGCUUAGCACGGGUGAGCACCGAGAUGCCUGA
Molecule: messenger RNA, 7533 nt
Organism: Podospora anserina S mat+
Lineage: Eukaryota; Fungi; Ascomycota; Sordariomycetes; Sordariales; Podosporaceae
Exons: 3
Coding region: 1-7533 (2510 amino acids)
Biological process (GO): protein deubiquitination
Cellular component (GO): nucleus; cytosol
Molecular function (GO): cysteine-type deubiquitinase activity; cysteine-type endopeptidase activity
Source: RefSeq, a predicted model, not a curated record